This is a messenger RNA of Portunus trituberculatus (swimming crab), 778 nucleotides long. RefSeq lists its product as uncharacterized. Gene Ontology annotation, molecular function: DNA binding. Gene Ontology annotation, cellular component: nucleus; cytosol. The coding region runs from base 125 to 496 and encodes 123 amino acids. The record is from RefSeq and is a predicted model, not a curated record. NCBI's taxonomy places the organism in Eukaryota, Metazoa, Arthropoda, Malacostraca, Decapoda, Portunidae. The transcript is spliced from 4 exons.
CCGGCAGACCAAGCGACGGAAACACAGGAAGGCGAGGGAGGACUGGAAGACAGCCUUUUAAACACCUCACCUUAUUAAACCUCCACCUUAUUUCUCGCCGCCCAGUGCCUUCCACCCGCCCAGGAUGAGUGAGGACAAGGAACUGGCGGAGCUGAGGGCGCGGCGCAUGCAGGAACUCCAGGGCAUGCAGCAGCAGCAUCAGAAGCAGGAGGAGAUGCAGCAGCAGCAGCAGCAGGCAAUCAAUGGACUUCUCAACCAGGUGUUAGAUCAGCAGGCCAGGGCAAGAUUGAACACCAUCAGCGUUGCCAAGCCGGAGCGAGGGCGGCAGCUGGAGUCGGUGAUCCUGCAGAUGGCUACCACGGGACAGCUGGCCGGCAAACUGACCGAGGCCGACCUGGUGGCGCUUGUAGAGAGAGUCAAUGCACAGACCCAAAAGACGACUUCGGUUAAGUUUGAUCGGCGCCGUGCUGCCUUUGAUGACGAGGAUGAUUGGUAGCCUGACCCCCCACCCCCCAUGCACACACACCCCCUGACCUCACCUGACUUGACCUCUCUCUCUCUCUCCAUAACCUAACCUAACCUAGCCAGUCAGUCAGUCAGUCGGGCAGUGUGUGUCUGUCUGUCUGUUCGUCUUUCAUUGGUUAAGCUGAUGAUGAUGAUGAUUUGUGCCUCUCUGUGUGUGUGUGUGUGUGUGUGUGUGUGUGUGUGUGUGUACAUUUAGACGCACAUAUUUGUACUUAUUUCACUAUUAUUAAUGUUGCUACUACUACUACUACUA